AUGGCUGACGCGCCGGCGGUCCGCGUCUUCGCCGACGGGAUCUACGACUUGCUGCACUUGGGGCACAUGCGCCAGCUCGAGCAAGCGAAACAUCUAUUUCCGAACGUGUAUCUGAUCGUCGGCGUGUGCUCCGACGAGGACACGCACAAGUACAAAGGGUUGACCGUGCAGACGCUCGAAGAGCGCGUCGAGACGCUGCGCCACAUCAAGUGGGUCGACGAGGUCGUCGCCGGCAGCCCUUGGAUCGUGACUCGCGAAUUUGUAAAUAAAUACAAAAUCGAUUAUGUGGCGCACGACGACGCGCCGUACGUGAGCGCCGGCUCGGACGACGUCUACAAGUGGCUGAAGGAUGAAGGUUUGUUUUUGGCGACGCGCCGCACGGAGGGCGUCAGCACGACAGACAUCAUCCUGCGCAUUCUGCGCAACUACAACGACUUCGUGUACCGCAGUCUGAAGCGCGGCGUCUCGCCGAAAGAGCUGAACAUCAACGCGGUCACCGCGAACACGAUCCAGCUGCAGACGGUGCUGAAGAAGUGGCGCGCGUCGGCGAGCCUCGGUCUCAAGCGCGCGACGCAGGCGCGGCGGCCGGUCGGCAGCGGCUUCGACGCGCACGUCGACAGCGUGCGCGACACGGUGCACGGGCACCGGCGUUCUACAUCAGCUACGAGACGAGCAUCUCGCUGCUCGAGAACGCAGUGCUGCAAAUCUCGGUCGUCGAGCACAGCGGCGCGCCAGACGCGUCCGCCACGUUCGAAGAAUCAAAGCCCGCCAAGAGCAGCAGCGCCACCGAGCUCAGCGCCAUCAGCACCGUGCAGUAGGAGGGCGUAA
Dermatophagoides pteronyssinus (European house dust mite) is the source of this 828-nucleotide messenger RNA. RefSeq names its product choline-phosphate cytidylyltransferase-like. The record is from RefSeq and is a predicted model, not a curated record. Lineage: Eukaryota; Metazoa; Arthropoda; Arachnida; Sarcoptiformes; Pyroglyphidae.